AUGACCACGCCUUUUGUGGCUAUUUCUUUUCCAGCUCAGAAAGGGGAGAAAAGGUUCCUUAAUUUCAGCCCAAGGUUAGAACAACUUAGCGAAUUGGUACAACAAGCUCUGGAUCUCGGAAACCAGACCUCCCAAAUUUACGUUUAUGGCUGUUGGUGCGGCUUUGGUGGAAUGGGAAAAACCGUGGAUAACUUUGAUUUGUAAGUUAAGGGAGAAGAAUGUUGAAGGGGACUCACAAUACACCGUCAAAACGUCGCUAUUCAUAUCCCAGAUGACUACAUCGUGAAACAAACGACAGAAUUUGAUUACUAUUUUCGCUCAUCAAGAUUAUCAACCACAACCUUUAUGUCUUUUCACGGCAUUGUUCGAUUCCUAUUCAACAUUCUUGCUUUCCUUUUCCAAUUCCUUCUUCCUUUUUACUAAGAAAACGAAGUUGUUCUCUGCGUUUCGGCAGUCAUUCCUUUCUUCGUCUCCUGUUAACUUUUUAGUGAAUCUUCUGGUCAGGACAUAGGGGUUUCACAAUCAUUUUUGUGCUGUAGUCAAUUGCUUGGGUGUGUGCGUGAGUGUGUGUGCGUGUGUGUGUGUGUGUGUGUGUGUGUGUGUGUGUGCGCGCGCGUGUGUGCGUGCGUGCGUGCGUGUGUGUGUGUGUGAGUGCGUUUUUAAUAACUUUAGGCACUCACUGGUCAACUUGUUCGAUAGAAGUUUAAAAUGAGGUUCUAAUUUUUUUUCUUUUAACUUCAGUUGUUGCAAAGCCCACGAUUUUUGCGAGCAUAACUUAGGUAAACCGGAUAAAUGUGGUGGUAACCUCAGAAAUAUUAAUGAGAGAUUCGAGUACGACGCAGCUACUGACACUUGCAGUAAGUAUAAUCAAUAUUUUUUGUGUAUAAUAUCUUCGUUAAGUUUUCUCGUUGUGUGUAUCAUAUUGCCAAAGUCCUUGGCGUCUACGUUUCCUCACAGUUCCAUACACACUUAGAUUUACACUGUGAAGAACUAUUGUGCGUGUCUCUGGUUGGACGAACGAUUUAUUUUCACAGUCGUUCGCUUGCAAUCUUUGAAAUGUGUCAGUUAGUGAGAGAAAAUCUCAGUAUGUAUAAAAUAAAAACAUCGGACCAUGGAAAGUGCUUCAACGAUUUUUAUUCACGAGUUGCGAUGCAUCGAAAAAGUCAGUCGUUCGCUGCGUUCACUCGUUCGUUUUCUUGACGCAUAGCAACUCGUGAAUAAAGAUCAUUCGGGGUCUUUUCAUGCAGUAAUCUCUAUAUCCCCCGCCCCUUUAAGAAAGGGAAAAGGAAAAAUCGAGACUUUUCGAAGACAUAGAUUAUUUAAGGGUUUUUUUUUUAGUUUUAGCAAAUCAGUUUUACACUUUUGACUUACACACCAUCACUUACCAGCAUGCGUGGUUGUUUAUAGUAGUUGUGCGACAAUUUUGUUCUGACAGCCUGAAAGCAUGCCACUUAACCAUUAAAACGUUCGUGCAUGCGCAGACCUUUGACCGCUGUGUUAGUAAAGAGGCCUUGGCCCAUAUAGUUGGUACGCAUGUCCGGGUUUUCGGCCUGUUUUAGGUUAUGGGUUCAUGUCUGUAGCUCCAAAACCCUCACCUAGAAAACGGGGCUACGUCCAACACUCUUCACGUGAGAAUGAGUUUUGUAUAAGAAUAAAAAAUGAUUCUCAAACAAAGGCUCCGCUAAGCCGUUGGGUACCUCGGAUGCAGCUUAUUAUUAUAUUCCAUUCUUUUCCUUUUUUAGCUCCCGCGAGGAAAUAUAAAUCAAAUGAUCUGGAAGCGGGGAAGUGUGGUUAUGCCGCAUGUCUUUGCGACUCAGAGCUACUCCGGUGCUUUAAAGAAUUUAAGAGGGUCCUUAAAUUCAAAACUUACUUCGCACGCAGGAACAAGAAACCAGGAUUUUGCCCUAUCCGAUGUAAAUCUUAACAAUACUGAGGAAACCUCUUUUCAAUUAAUUAGUGGCAAGCGGGAAACUUAAUUUCUGAUUAGAAGUUGAACUCAAAAGCUCCCAAAUUCAGCCAGAUAUUGCCUCAGUUAGCGAACGUUACAUAAUUUUGAAUAUGCAUGCGAGAUUCACCUUAUGGAGGACGCGCCCUUUAUUUCCGUCUCAAAAGGGGUACUGAGGGAAGCGCAAGAAGAGUGCAACGAUUGAGUCACGUGCGAGAGGAGGAAUGUACAAAAAAAACGACGUGUCGUUUUCCCGCGCUCCCAUAGAUGCACCUAUUUCGCCAUUGUAGCUUUCCUCGCCCUGGCCUCCGUUCGCCGCAAACGGGAGUGAUCUCAGUGAAAAUAACCCGUAGAGCGAUUAUUUUGGGAAUAUGGGGAAUCUCCUCUCUUGGUCUAAUCCUCUCUUGUUCUACUCAUAAUUUCAGCCGGUGGCUUAUGCAAGACCAAGGCAGAUGUUAUUGUCUUGAUCCAAGACAGCCAGAGCAUUUCUGAAGAGACUCGUCCAAGUAUACAACGUAUAGUGACAACGCUACUGAAUUCACUGGACAGCGAUGGUGCCGACUACAAUUUUGUGAUGGGAAGAUACGGCUCGAAGACAAAAAUGAAUCGUUGGGGUUCAGCAGCUAAGGCAAUCUCCUACUUGAAAAAAAAUUAUCCCAAGGGAGGACUUGGCCCCUACAACCGCUUAAUUCGCGUCCUAAAGAAAAACGUCGCAAAGAAGUUCAACAGACGUUCAGAUGACAGGAAGGGUAAAGAUCCAGUGAAGGUAUAGGGUUGCGUUCAGGAUUUUGGGAUGGGAGGGGUGGGGCGGGAGCAACAUCAGCGUUAAACUAAAAUAACAAAUUUGCUAUCUAUUAAUUUGAAAAUUGCGUUAACCUUCUUAAUUUAAACUCAAAAUGUACAAAUACUUACAUCUUAAGCCAUAAAGGUACUUGCUAAAAACAUCUUUUCUUCUGAAUAUAAUUUUAAUCUGUGUACUGUUUUCCAAACGUAAAUCUCAUUACGUUUUCAGAUCGUUGUACUCUUCACCGACGGAAACACGGAAGUUGGUAGAGGUCGUUUGGUGGACACCUUCAAACUCCUAAGUGCAGAAAAGAAGCUGAGAGUCGACAACGACAUCCAUCUUGUGGGUGCUCUUAUUCCCAACGUAAAAAACACACAGCGAAUAGAUCAGCUUGAAAGCAUCGUGUCCGACCCAAAUGAUGCGAUCAACAUGGAAUUUACCGAGGCAAACCUGAACAAAAUCGCCGAUCGCCUCGCCUACAGGGUUAGACGAUUAUUGGUCUGUCGAGGUGAGAAGUCUCCUUUAAUAUUUUAGUUAGUUGCGUUCGUACGUCAACAUUGUUAGGUGACAUUUCCCAAGUAUCUCAAUAUAUCAUAAGGCCAAUGUCAAUUGGAUUGGUAUUCUUAUGAUUAACAUCAAGAUCAUAAUCAUUAUCUUUAACGUAAUCAUUUUCAUUUUCGUUGUCGUUAUCGUUAUCAUUAUUUUAACGUUAUCGUUAUUGUUAUCGCUAUCACUAUCGUUAUCGUUAUUGUUAUCGUUAACGCUGUCGUUAUCGUUAACGUUAUCGUUAACACAAAUGUUAUCGUUAUCGUCAUCGUCAUCGUCAUCGUCAUCGUCAUCGUUAUCGUCAUCGUUAUCGUUAUCGUUAACGUUUACGUCAACGUUGUCGUUAUUUUUAUCGUUAUAGUUAUCGUCAUCAGCACUGUCACUCUCACAGUCGUUUUCAUUAUCACUAUCAUUAUCGUGGUGAUAAUCAUCAUCAUUGUUAUUGUCCUUUCGUUGUUGUUGUCAUUAUCAUUUUCUUCGUUAUUUUUCUUAUGAUUGUUGCUAUUUUGACAUCGAAGUUCCCUACACGGUGGUUGUUUUCACCCCUACAAAAGACAUCACGUGGAAGUUCCAUGUGUUCAUCAUGCUCGUCGGAACCGGUGGAAAAAAGACAGAAGACCUGUUGUUAUAUAAAGAAAAAGAGACAAAGCGAAAGUAGGCUAAUAACCAAUGAUUUCUUUAGAUUGCAAAAUCAAUUCUCCUUUCUGCCUGCCAUACAUUCCUUCUAAUGUCAGUAUUCCCUAUAGUUUACAUUUUUCUAAAUUCUCAUCACCUGUGUGUUUGACAGCACAAUAACAACUGAAAGGAGAAAUUGUCUUUUGGUCAUACGUGAAAGUGAAAGUUUAACCAAGAACCCCUUCAAAGACCUUUAAAAUCUGAAAAUAUCGACAUCGUGUUUGUUACAGCUCAGUGGCACAUUAGCGGAAUGCUAAGGAUAUUUAUGCCGCUCCCCGUGGAGGACUUUAAUUAUUUCUUUCUCUUGACAAAACAAAGAACAACUUGCCAUAUUUUCCUUUAUGAUGCAUUAUUAAUCUCGGUUGCCAUUUUGGUAGUAUCCUUUGCAAUCGUUGUUGGAGGGGAAGAUAAUAAGUAGCGUGACGACACCAAACAACGGCUGCAGAGGCGACUACCAUUCUAGAGAAGGACCCAUAGGCAGGGUGAUCUCAGAGAACUUGGAUGCGUAAUAAUUUCUACAAUGCUUUCUCAAUGCAGUCCGUUCAAAGCCAACGCAUAGUUAUCAAAACGUUAGGAAAUAUCGUGAAGGAACUGAAGAUAACCCAUGAAAAAAAUUUAUGUUUUACAUCUCGAUGCUUGAACAAAAUUAAUUACAGAAAGUUCAUUGAUUUUUUUUUCGCCCUAGAGAUGCAUUCAAAUUCAAGGUCCGUGGCAUUGAUGUUGGGGACAUCACAGAAGUGAAAAUCAAAUCGGAGAGAAAAAACCCAAUUAGAACAGGCUGGGAACUGAGAAAGGUACAAUAUAUGUAAUGAAGAGAAAUCAUCAUUUACGUUUUUUGUGCUUUUGCAGUCACCUCUGUAACGCUGUUUUAGUCUCAAAUAGCAUUUUUGUUUUGUUUUGUUUUUUUAGGUUAAGGUUACACAGGGUGACCAAACUGUAACUGUAGUAUUUAAAGAGAACAUUGGAGCCUUAGAUGACAGAUGGAAAUCUGGUAGGGGAAAAUACUUAAGCCUUCGUAUUUAUUCGUCAUCUAUUUAAAGUUUCUUUGUACUCCUUGAUGGGCGAGGUCUUCCUUAGCGAUGGAGAUAGCGGAGUUUUCUCUGGGAGUCCUGUGGGACUUCUGUCCAUUGUGAGUCUGGUUGGCUGUUUAGGACAAAGAACCUUCUGAGGGAAGACGAUACCAAAAAAAUAAAAUAGUGGAAAUAAUUUCAAAACUUAUUCAUAUCUGAAGAAAUAGCAAAUUUGAGUAAAAGCGCGCUUUGAAAUGCACUGAAGGAGGCGAAAAAGGAGCCCAAAGUGGUCUGGCAAUGUAUUUGUGAUUUCAAGGAGAUAUAACGUCAGAUCUCAUUUUGUGCCUAUAGAAGAUGAAAGUUCAUCUUUAAUCAAAAAACUAAACUCACAAGGAAACUAUGAAGUUUCUCCUCAACCCCAAUUUCACGGUGCUAAGUGACAAUCAUUUCUGCUAAUUCCCUGGAUUGGGUGCAAAUCCACCGCAAGAAUGUCUUUUUAUACUCCCGGGUAGAGAGAGACAUUCUGAUGAUAAACUAUGGUAAAGAGCUAAGCUCAAAGACACAGCUUUUUUUUCGCUCGUCUCUAAUGAUCCAUAGCCUCAUGUGAUAACGUAUUUUUCAGCCACACCAAGAAAGCCUAAGGAAACGGUCAAUGUAUGAAGUCAUUCUCGAAGAAGGAAACCAGUAGAAGUGCAGAAGCUUAAGAUGCAAUGAUAAAGUUGUCAUACAUCGUAUAAAUAUAAAAAGUCUUAUUGAGAAAUAUGAAUGAAUUAAACGAUUAAAUAAAAUCAACCGAUAGUGUUUCAAUCUCCUUUCAUCAUGUCUACGAUAUUUCUAUUUCAUUUGUGCCUUUGAGAAUUUUUCCCCGUUCUGAAAAUUUGGAUAAAAUAACGUAGACAUUCUGUCACACAUUUUGCGUGGUUAGCUGCGCUUGCACAAGACUUGACCCUUAGCAGAACACGUAUGGAGAUCAUGACAUCGACAUCGAUGUAAUGGUGAUUCCAGUAGACUGGAGAUCAGCUGGAAUCACACCCCUUGACAAGCAAGGUGAACGCGACGACGUAAAAAAUUACCUUUCGAUGUUGUGAGGCAGGUAUUGGAGACAAUAGUUUACGAACAACUAAGUGCCUAUUUAGAGGAGCAUGAUGUGCUAUGCAGAUAUCAGUCGGGAUUUCGUGCUAUUUUCUCUGCAGUCACAGCUUUGCGUGAGGCAACUGACUCCUGGGCAUAUAAUAAAGAUAUUGGGAAAAUUAUUGCGGUUAUUUUUGGAGAUCUGAAGAAAGGUUUCGAUACCGCUGACCACGACAUUGUUCUAUCUAAACUUGACUUUAAUGGUAUAUCUGGGAAUUCAUUGAAAUAGUUGCAGUCGUAUUUAGAGAACCGCACACAACAAUUCUCAGUUAGUGGGUCCGUAUCUGACAGCCGUGUACUAACCUGCGGUGUCCCUCAGUGGGGGGGAGGAGACCAUCCUCGGUCCACUGUUAUUAUUAUCCUAUAUAAACGAGCUUCCAAAUUAUUUGUCAAACUGUGAACCGAGGAUGUGCGCCGAUGACCGCCAUCUCACAUAUGCGGAUAAUGAUUGAGGCAACAUUGAAUCUAGUCUUAGUGAGGACCUAAAUUGAAUGUGCAUACUUGGUUCACUGCAAAACAAACUUCGAAUAUGACUAAAAACAAAUCUAUACCGCUAGGAUCUGGCCAAACGCUAAAUACUCUUCUGCUUCCCAAUCAGUCACAGUGAACGGUACUCGGGUAAAAUAGGCUUUAACUAAAAAAUUCUUGGUGUGUAACAAUUGACGAUAAACAGCUGGAACUGCCACACCAAAAACCUAACAAAAAGAUCGCUUCUGGAAUCGGGGCCAUGAAACGUGUUAGGCACCUGGUUCCCCAAGCGACCUUACAUCUUAUAUGUACCAAGCUUUAAUACAACCUCCCUUUUACAACUACAGUACCGUUUAUAGAACCUGUGGGGUACCUUUACAAGACUAGCUGCCCAAAUUUUAGAAUAGAGCAGCUCGCGCGAUUCUGAAAUUCUCAAAUUAUGACACUGAUGCUGCCAAUUGUUCGAAAUUUUAGGGUGGAAAAAUCUUGACCGCUAGCAGAACAUGGCCAUCAUGGUAUUCAAAUGCCUACCUGUAUGGGUUAGCUCCAGACUAUUUGACAUCGAAAUUCACUGAACGCAAUACAUGCUACGAACUGAGGGACUCCGAGAACCAACUUUAUGUUCGAUUACUACGCCCACAUUAUUCCAAAAAUAGUUUUAGUUAUAGUGGCGCCACAUUAUGGAAUAGCCUCCCUUGCGAAGCUAUUUGUGCGGAAUCGCUCACGUCGUUUAGACGCGCAAUCAUCAAAGUUCUCUAAGGCACGGCAGUCACGGAAGGUAGCUUCUUAAUAUAGUGUAGUUCAUAGUUAUAGUUGUGUAGUCAUAGUUUGAUCCUUUUUAUAAACAGCUGAUGGAUUGCCCGUGGUUAAGUAGAGUUUAGUGAUUGACUGAAUGAUCGAUUGAUUGAUCGCGCUCGUCCAACUCCUAAAUCCGCACUUCAGAGAUAGAUCAUGGGGCGAGGUGGGAAUUUUUUACGUUUUUUUUUCUUUCUUUCCUUUUUUCCACUGUUACUCAUGGAAUUCCAAUUUUCUUUCUUCUGGAUUAUUUUUCCCAGGAUUAGGGCCAAAAAACAAUCAAUCAAGAUGUUCCUCUAAUGAAUAGUAAAAGAUGUUCCUUUAGUGAAUAGUAAAAGAGCACAAGAAUCGGCAGGCUGAUCGUGAAUAGCAAGUGAAAAAGAACAUCUUGGGAGAAGUAAUUGCAUCAGGCGUUCUUUUUUCCCUCGUCGUCUCAUAUUGACCACUGUGCUACCAAACCAAAUAGUGCACUCCCCUGAACAAAGAACACUUGACUGCAGAUUAUUGCAUUGGCUUUAGUUCAAUUUUCGUAAGCAUAACUACUGAAUCUUCUACGCUGUCGAUCCCAUAUCAGCGUAAAUAUUCAAUGGACCCAACGAGGGUUUGCAUGACAAAAUCUUAAAACGUUGAUUCUACUUUUGUCUUUGCUGUUAUGCUCUCCAUUUAUUACAUUAUAACCAAUUGGAUCACCGGUUAAAUCCCACGCACACCAGCAGCAAGAUCACCAUCCACGAAUGCUGGUCUCGGAGACUCAAACUUGAUGAUCGAAUUGGGAAGCGUUCGCUUACAGCUAACUGAAUGACUACAAUACCUAUUUCGAGAAGCGGUAUCACCCUCUAUUUCCUUGCUUUUCUCAAUCUCGUUACCGUUGCAAAGCCAAGGGCCCUUAAGAAGUUCACUCUUAAGGAGAGAGUAGUUACAUCACCUUUUGGGGGUAAUGCGUGGGAGAAUAUUUUCAACAUUUGACGAGAGGUUUGAAUGAUUCAAACGUGGGAGGGGACCAGUUCACUAGGUCGACAACCAUAGAUAACAAUUCCAAUGAGUUGCACGCAUUAUUCUUAGUAUAGUUGGUAUACAUAAUUAUUACUCGUAGCCUCAGUGGCCUACAGACUCAACCGGUAGUUUAGCACGGUCACAGUUAAACGAAAUUGAGGAGGAACUCAGAAAUUUAGUUUCUGUCAACGUAAGUAUAUUGAAAAAGAUCGUCGUUUAUUAUUUUGCAGUCCAAUUUGAAAUGAAAUCGUAUUUCAGUAUGCUCUAACGUAAGCAGUUCUAGGAUUUGAUUUUUUUUUUGCCAUUUUAAGUGAAGAAAAAAGUAGCAACACUUAAAUUUGUUUUCGCAAAAUGUUGUAAAGAUGUCCCUUAUAAAUGAUUACAUGUAGACCAUGUCCCCUCUGAAUUCAGAUUUAAAUAGCAGAAUGUCACUGAGAAAUUUGUUUUAGUUAGUUGUCAAUACUGUGCUCUUUGUAAGAUUUGUACGAGGGAAAAUUAUAUAAAUUUUGGUAACUUUUAUAACUUGCGCCUUCUUCUACAGGAUCAUUUUGGAACGAUGAGUAUUCUGUGUGUGUUUGUGGGAAUUGCAUUUCUUCUAAUGGACCUAAACUCUGGUAACCUCAGUUAAUGUUGUAUGAUUCAUAAAAGGAUCAAUGGCAAUGUUUCGCACAAAUUUCAGUGACACAGCGCUAAUUACAUGGAUGUCGCAAAGCGAAAAACUUCAAAUAACAAGACAUCGAAUUGAAAUUGAAAUUAUUGACGUGAGACUCUUCUCUGUCUUAUAAAUCUCCCUAUGGAACGAGGAACGCACGAAAGAGCACAUUUUUAUUGGGUGUGAUAAGACCAAGAAAGCUAAACUGCUAAAGAAAUAACAUAAGACAAUCAGAACAAAUAAAAACAGUCUCUUCCAUUUAGCGCAAAAAUAUGCACUGAAAUUUGUUUAGGGACACCAUGAAUAUUGUGAGAAUCGAGGAACAGAAAAUGUCCAAAGACAAAUAUGGGAACAUAUUUUCGCGCCAAAUGAAGGUUUUUACGUUUAUUAUCCUUGAAAUAAUUCCAUGUCAAUUCGUUACCCGCAUCCUUAUUUUAUAGGCUUAGCCUCAUCCAUAAGUGGCGGUCUGACUAAAGGUAAGUCUUUGUUUUUGGGUGGAGGGUGGAAUGGUUGGGACAUGGGAGGUUUUCUUAGCCAACGAAUAGCUGUUAAAAUUAAUGUAGUAUUUAAAAUAUCAAUUUAGUGAUUAUAAGAUCAGAAACUAAAACCUGUUCCAGAGACUGUAGAAUACGCUAGAGUAGGCAGCGUAGCUCAUUGGUUAAGGCAUUGGACUUGUUUUCUGCUAAUCGUAUUUUCGAGUCCUCAACCAUGUAACUUGCCAGCCAUUGUUCUCAGUUGUCCCCGGGUCAACUCCAUGGCUGCCUUUGUAAAUAGGCAAUUGGUUGGCUUCUCCGCACCAGUUGGGAUUUUCAGCCAUUUUAUGUGUAUUUAAAAAUAAAAAGUUUUUGUUUGUACAUUGUCCUUACAAAGCCCUUUCAGGAGUGCUCAUUCAAGAUUUUGUUAUUGUUAUCAUUAUUAUCAUUAUCAUCAUCAUUAUUAUCAUGAUUGUUAUGAUUAUGAAUAUCAUAAUCAUUGUUAAAUCACGAAUUUGAAGAAAAAUAAGGUGCGCAUGCAAUCCUGUCUUAGCGAAAAGAAAUCAUCAUGAUUCAGUUCCAGGCCCCGGUUGUUCAAAGAGUGGAUAACGCUAUCCAACGGAUAAAUUCCUAUCCGCCGGGCAGCGCAAUAUGUUUCGUUAACACUUAUCCGCUGGAUAGUGAUUUAUCCGUUGGAUUGCGUUAUUCACCUUUUGAACAACUUGGCCCAGAUAAGAAAACAGAUAAAUUUGCAAUGCAGUUGUCCACUUCGAUUAAAAAAAUAAAUCUUUCUGCAUUCCUGUUUAUCAAUUAUAUCGUGGUUUUGAGAUCUUUUGUCGCAUGAUACUUGAAGCCCGAAUCAACUAUCAUGUACAUAAAUCGAGCACGAAUUAUCUAAUUGUAGUGAUAUAAAUUUACUAGUCGUUGAAAAAGUAACAACAUGGCAGGCUCAUGUUGUUUAUUUUCUUCUGUUUACAACCAUGCACUGUUAGGUUUUUCACUCUUCUCCAUAAAAUGCUGUAAUCUAGUAGGCUAUGACACUCGUGGUCUAUCACGGAAUAAAAAGUAGCAUAGCCAAUGAGAUUGCAGCAAUCUUGAUAGACUGCUGGUGGAUUUUAAAAAGUGUGUUAAGUCUCAUAAGGAUAUGUUUUUCUGUCGUGCAGCAUGCCGUAUGUGGCGAAAUGCGUAGUUAUUGACCCCAAUUGAAAGUAUUCAAGUCUGGUAAUAAAGAAUAAUAUUACAUCUCUUAUUUAGCGCGAGCAGUAUGAUUGGUUAAUUUAGCAGGCCGUAAUUUAAUGUACGAUGCGCUAAUUUCCAAGUUUGUUUGAAUUAAAAUCUUCCAAUUCUGUUUUAACCCAGAGAUAAUAUAAAUAUCUUACUAACCUCGUUUUCUCGGUCUCGAGUACAGGACUUCGAUUUUUUCACUCGGAUUAUUGGCCCGCGCCCUUCGCGCUUGGGCCAGCAACUCGAGCGGAUAAACUCGGUCUGUAACUUACAGUGCGGACCACAAACCCGUUUAGUAAGAGAUAUAAACUUUAAUUGGGAGACAAGCGAUCAAACGGUCAUUAAUCAACUAAGACGACGAAAACUGACCAUGCAAUAUUUUUUUCACCAGCACAUAAAUGGGAGAAAAAGUCACUUGGCUUCAACCCAAGAAUUGAACAAGUUGCAGGAUUGGUGCAAGAAAGGUUGGGUCUUACUCUACUACAGGCUUACAGUAUUUUCAACUACGGCUGUUGGUGUGGCGCUGGUGGAUUUGGAAAAACUGUGGAUAACUUUGAUUUGUAAGUUGAGGGAGAAGAAUGUUGAAGGGACGCGCAGCAUACUGUGGAAACUUUGUGAUUCAUACUCUAAAUGAGUAAGAGUGAGACAAACGACAGAACUUGAUUACUGUUGUCUUUCACUACUGAUAACCUCAACCUUUUUUUCCUCUUUUUGUGGCAUCAUCCGAUCUCUUAUCAGCAUUCUGCGUUCACUCUUGCUGUCCAUUUCCAGUUUCAUUUUCCUUUUUCGUGGAUGAUCUUCAUUUAUCUUAUAUUUUUCUUUUAACUUCAGUUGUUGCAAGGCCCAUGAUUUUUGCGAGCUUGACUUAGUUCAACCGGCAAAAUGUGGUGGUAACUUUUUCAAUUUGGAAAACAGAUUUGAGUACAACGCGUCUACUGACACGUGCAGUAAGUAUUAUCAGAUGUUUUUUUUUGUGUAAUAUCCUCGUUAGGUUUUGUCGUUGUGUGUUUCAUGUGGCCCAAGUCCUUAGCUCCUACCUUUCGUCGCAGUCAUCUGUGUCGUUUCAGUCACGCGAUAUGAAAAAGAUUGAAUUGGAUCGAGAGCACGCGAGAGUAUUUCUGGAAAAUUUUCAAUGGCAAGAACACAGCGAUCUAACGUCGUUUCGUCGUCUUCUAAAGAAAACAUAAGAAAUAACCUAGCUCACGCAAAAUUGAUAAAAAUAAUUAAAAAUUUAUAGAAAUCUGUAAAAUGAGACAAACGGAAUAUCCCCCCUUAAAAGUAUUAAUACCAUUCUUUUCGUUUUAGCUCCCGCGAGUGAAUAUGAUUCGAAUGAUGUCGAAGUAGGGAAGUGUGGUUAUGCCGUAUGUCUUUGCGAUACGGAGCUACUCCGGUGCUUUAAAAAGUUUCAGAAUGUCCUUAACUUAACAACCUACGUUGGAUGGACGACAAGCAAUCCAGGAUUUUGUCCUAUCACAAGUAACAUUUCAACUUGACUUAGGAAACAUCAUGUUUUUAAGAAAUAAGCGGUGAAAGGGAAACUGAAUUUUUCGAUCAGAAGUUGAACUCACAAGAUCCCAAAUCCAGCCAGAUAUUGCUUCAUAGUGCUGCGUAUUGUUAAGAUUGGUGACAUUAAACGAGUUUUUGUGUGCAGGGAAAAAAAAUUAAUAUUUUUUAUAAAGGGGAAACGAAUUUUGAGUGUGCUUAGACUCUCGUAAAGGCUAAAGUCUUUGGCACAGUCUACGUAUGGUUUUCAAACUCAUUUCACAUCAUUUAAGUAUGCAUGAGAAAUUUGCUACGCGAAAGACACGUGACAAGUAUUCGGAAAAAUGUUCAACCUUCAAUGUGUUUUUUUUUUGAUACUUUUCGAUAAGUUAUUUUGUGAUUAUGGCCGGAUCUUUUCUCUCUUGGUUUGAUCCUCUCUUGUUCUGCUCAUAAUUUCAGCCGGUGGUUUAUGCAAGACCAAGGCAGAUGUUAUCGUCUUGAUCCAAGACAGCCGGAGCAUUUCUGAAGGGAUUCGUUCAAGUAUACAAUGUAUAGUGAGAACGCUACUGACUUCACUGAACAGCGAUGACACUGACUACAAGUUUGUGAUGGGAAGAUACGGUUCAAAGACAAAAAUGAAUAGUUGGGGUUCAGCAGCUAGUGCAAUCUACUACGUGAAUUACGAAUACCUCAAAGGAGGACUUGGCCCCUACAACCGCUUAAAUCGCGUCCUGAAGAAAAAAGUCCCAAAGAAGUUCGACGAACGUUCAGCUUACAGGAAGGGUAAAGAUCCAGCGAAGGUAUAGGGGUGUGUUCAGGAUUUUGGGAUGGAGGGGUGGGGCAGGGGCAACAUCAGUGUUAUACUGAAAUAAGAAAUUCGCUAUCACUUCAUUUAAAAAUGUCUUUGGAAAUUGCGUUUAUCUCCUUAAUUUAAAUUUCAGAUCGUUGUGCUCUUCACCGACGGAAACACGGAAGAUGGUGAUGGUCGUUUGUUGGACACCUUCAAACUCCUAAAUGCAGAAAAGGUGCUGAGAGUCGAAAACGACAUCAAUCUUGUGGGUGCUCUUAUUCCCAACGUAAACAACACACAGCGAAUAGAUCAGCUGAAAAGCAUUGUGUCCGAGCCAAAUGAUGCAAUCAACGUGGAAUUUACUGAGGCAAACCUGAACAAAAUUGCCGACCGCCUCGCCUUUCGGGUUAGACGAUUAUUGGUCUGUCGCGGUGAGAAGUUUAAGUUUAAUUUUCUAGUUAGUUGUAUUCAUUCGUCAACAUUGUUAGGCGACAUUUCCCUAGUAUCUCAAUAUGUCAUAAGAUCAAUGCCAACUGGAUUGGUAUUUUUAUGAUUAACAUCAAGAUCAUUAUUAUUAUCGUUAACGUAAUCAUUUUCAUUAUCGUUAUUGUUAACGUUAUCGUUAACCUUAUCGUUAUCGUUGACGUUAUCGUUAUCGUUAACGUUAUUGUUAACGUUAACGUUACCGUUAUCGUUAUCGUUAUCGUUAUCGUUAUCGUUAUCGUUAUCGUUAUCGUUAUCGUCAUCGUCAUCAUCAUCGUCACUCUCACACUCAUUAUCGUUAUCACUAUCAUUAUCGUUGUGAUAAUCAUCAUCAUUUUUAUUGUCCUUUAGUUGUUGUUGUCAUUAUCGUUUUCUUUGUUAUUUUUCUUAUGAUCAUUAAUAUUUUUACAUCGAAGUUCCCUACACGGUGGUUGUUUUCACCCCUGAUACAAGGAUCAUCACGUCGGAGUUUCGUCUGUUCACCAUGAUCAUAGGAACUAAUGGAAAAAUGACAGAAGAACAGUUAUUUACUGCUCCUGAGACAACACAAGGGUAGGAUAUUAGCCCUUUCACUUAGAAAAUCGCUUUAUCCAGUGGUGGAACAAAUCAAAUUACCAAAAAAUUCUUCGGAAUUUUUACGUCUUCAGAGUAUCACUCAGUUACGAGUUCAGUGACAUAGAUGUUGGAGGCAUCACAGAGGUGAGAAUCAGAUCAGACAGACGAAUCCAAGGUCAGGCAGGCUGGGAACUAAGAAAGGUACAGUAGUUGUAAUGAAGAGACAUCAUCAUUUACGCUCUUUACACUUUUCCAGUCAGUUACUUAGCGCUGUUUAGUCUUAAUAAGUGUUUUGGUUUGUUUUUUUUCUUUUAGGUUGAGGUUACACAGGGUGACCAAACUGUAACUGCAGUAUUCAAUGAGAAUAUCGGAGCCUUCGAUAGCAGUUGGAAAUCUGGUAGGGGAAAAUACUUUUAA
Pocillopora meandrina is the source of this 14423-nucleotide messenger RNA. The record is from the annotation of a GenBank genome assembly. Lineage: Eukaryota; Metazoa; Cnidaria; Anthozoa; Scleractinia; Pocilloporidae.